Messenger RNA from Wallemia mellicola CBS 633.66, 1925 nucleotides. RefSeq lists its product as hypothetical. The coding region runs from base 370 to 918 and encodes 182 amino acids. The transcript is spliced from 2 exons. The record is from RefSeq and is a predicted model, not a curated record. NCBI's taxonomy places the organism in Eukaryota, Fungi, Basidiomycota, Wallemiomycetes, Wallemiales, Wallemiaceae.
GGAGGUUAUCUAGCUAACUAUUGAUAGGUUAUAACCAGGCGAACUCACUUGGAAGCUUCUCGUUCACCAUCGCCUGCUGUCGUUAGCGCUGCUCAGCACCUCGACGAUGAUUUUAGUAGACUGAGAACGUCCCAGCAGCGAGAAAUAAGAAGAGUUUUUGAGAAAUGCCAACGUAAAAAUACCAAAAAUCAUCCUACGACAUCUGAUAAUACUUCCGCUGGCGGUUUCCUACCAGAAGAGGACACAGGAGGUGGUUUCCUACCUGAUGAGGACACUCAAGGUGGCUUUCUACCUGAGGAAGACACAUCUGGUGGAUUUGUACCAGAAGAAGGCGAGACCAUCAACGAGGAUGACUCUAACGACAAUGAAAUGCCUUUAUCACGAUCACGCUACGCUCUACGCCAACUAAAUUUAGAUGAUAAUGACGAACAAGUGUUGGAAAUCCUCACUCAGGCUGCUCAAGGUUGGGGAACUAAUAAGGAUAGUACAACAAUACAAUGGCCCGAUUUCGCUUCCGUAAUUGCGGUGCUCAUAAGCCAGCGUGACGCUGACAACAGUGACGACGAAAAUAACGACGACGACGAUGUCUACCGCGCUAACGAGAGUGACGAUAACGACGAUGAUAUCAGUGAAGGUGCUGUAGACGAAUCAGAUAAUGAGGAAGAGCAAACUCCCAGAGUGACGAAGAAACAACUGGAAAAUAGCCUCGCAACUUUCAAGCUUUUCUUUGAAAACCCAAGAGAAGUUAAUGAGAUGUCAUUGCUGGAUAUAAGCAAUCUUCGUCGGGUGAUUAAAUCAUUAGGUGAGAAGAUUAGCGAUAAACAAUCACAAAUAAUGUUGGAGACGAUUUCUGAAAAUAAAUCAUUCAUCACGUACCAAGACUUCACUCAGAUGCUACUCACGACGAGGUUGAUAUAGAUUUUCAUUAUAAAGGAAAAAACCAUCUAUAGGGAAACAAAAUUUUUAUGCAGAUUUGAACAGGACUUCACUUUUACCUAAUGGCAAUGAGUUGUAUGGCUCGUCAAAGAGCGUAGCUGACGGAAGUGAAUCUGAUGGUCUGUAAUGCAAGUAAAGUUGUUGAAGGGCGUUAUUAGCAGCGCGAUAUUUUGCCAUUUUGAGUGAAGAUCCAAAGCCUUCACCUAAUUUGAGAUUAUCAUCAGCGAAGACGCCGACUAUGUAGACCGGCGACUGGGUAUACCGACCAGUCUCUUUUAAUAACUUAACAUCAACAUUGUUGUAUCCAAACUUCUUAGCUGUGUGACUUAAAACAGUGACUGGGUUGUCAAAUUUAAGUAAAGCGCGUAAAUCAAUUGAACGUGAAAGGAAGAACGAUUGAGUGAAAUAGUAAGCGCUCUUAAUACCCUUAUGUUUGAGAAUUAAACCAACUAUACUCUUUGAAAGGCUUGACAUUGCGUCUUCGUGGAGGUAUGUCUGGCUAUCAUCCUGACGGCUCCAACGGAGGGUUGAUUGUGCACCCCACUCUCUGCUCAAUCCAGCGCACGUUUUAGGACCUACGAGCAUACUGACUGCUGCUUUUAAUGGUUUGAGUGGUAAAUGUGGGUAGGAGACGUGAACAUGCUCAGUUGCAAGCAUACCAAGGAAAGUGUUACCAAUUUGUUCAUAUUGCUCAUUGUUUUUGUUUUUAUCGCACGAUUUGUGUGUGCAUGCAAUUUCUAACUCUUCUAUUGGAAUAUCUGACAAGCCGAGUCUAUUAGCUAAAGCGACCAAUCUCGACUUCUGUAUUGGAACUGAAGUUGACCACUCUUUGGCGUUGAAAAUAGGCAAAUUGACGUCCUCGCUCGCUGUUUUGCUGCUCUGCUUACCACGAGCCUCUACCGGUGGUGUUUUGAGUGCUUGGCUAGACGACGUACUCGUAGCUGUAGAAAGUCUACGCAGAGAUAUAUUUUUUAUCGCUUGCCUCGUCC